This is a messenger RNA of Rhizoctonia solani, 1155 nucleotides long. RefSeq names its product F-box-like domain protein. The record is from RefSeq and is a predicted model, not a curated record. The transcript has 11 exons. Bases 1 to 1155 code for a protein of 384 amino acids. NCBI's taxonomy places the organism in Eukaryota, Fungi, Basidiomycota, Agaricomycetes, Cantharellales, Ceratobasidiaceae.
AUGGAAGGUAUGGGGUUGAUGUCGCCGUCGUCACCCGAGGAGCUCGUCAGUUCGAUCAUUAGAAGCUACGGUCAACUACAGACGUCAAGAUACACGGCCAUUGCCUCCAUCACGCUCUUGGUAUAUGACUGGUUAAUUGCAUUAGAUAAGGAGGUCAAGUUUAUUUGGGGAAGGAGAUGGACAUUCGCUCGAAUAGUGUAUCACCUCAAUCGUGUUCUACCCUUAUUGUUAUUCAGCGUCAUCCUCAUGCCUAAUAUACUAUUUGCGCCGUCUUACUACACUGCUACGAUGUCAGCUCCCAAAUUCCUUAUUAUGAAGAGUCAGAAAAUAAUGCUUCAGCAGGUGCAAACGAAUAAUUCUAUCCUACAGCUAUGGUGUAGUAGUGCUAUUAGCGCUGUCGUGCACAACUUCGAUUAUUCGGUGUUGGGCGCUAUAUGGCCAACGGCCGGCCUGGGUUUAGAUGGGUCUUGUGGUGAGGCAAAUUUUAAUUAUCAUCCCGAGUGGUUGACCAAAACAGGUCAGGCUCUUGAUUCCCGCUCUUUUCCUGACGGUCGGGCACGCCCUGGCUCAGACCACACUUCAUAUUGGAAAUACCUUUUACUCGGCCAAUCCCCUCCGGGAGUUUUGGAAGGUUGUUUCGUCGUACUACCAAGUAACAUAUGGUUAGCGUACCUAUCGGGAGUAUUAUACGAGAGUCUGGUCUUUGGUCUACUAGUAUGGAGGAUCUGGCGGUUAUCAAGUGGGGUCGGAUUGACACCUCUGAUGAAACAGCUGCUUAAACACGGUGCUUCGUUCUUCGCUGUUAACUUUGGACUCAUGCUACUAUCUUGCGUCGGUAGUGGCUAUUCUGAAACAAUCAUUUUGGUCAAUGUUUCAGGGAUUCUAACCGCACUGUCUAGUAUAAUGUGCAGUCGUAUAUUCUUUUCUAUGCAUCAAUUCGCUUGCCUGGGUGGGGUUCAGGUCAAUGCGUGCCUUCCAGCAACUGAAUUCAGCGGGUCCUCGGCCAGCGAUCGACUGAACAUUGCGAUGGAGAGCUUAGGCAACGAUGGUUCCCAUACACGAAUUAGUUUGGGGGUCCCAAAUAAUAAAUGUUCCGACAUCAACUCGCCAACUCGAACUUCAUGGACACGGUUACCCCACAAGGUUCCUGUGUGA